AAGGCCUAAGCACCCAUUGGGUACCGUGGGGCUAUAGGGGGAUACACGGACUCUGGCGAGGGAACACGUGUGCAUGCAACAUGCACACAUUCUGGCUCCGCCUACGAGAACCGCCGGGUGGUACCUCCGCGUUCGACAGUCAGAGACCAUCUACCACCUACGGACAAUCACAACAUCCAUAGCCAAGAGAAACAUUUCUCCUGGGACGGGACUCGAACCCGCACAGCGCACCGCUGCUGCCUAAAAACAAACACACAACAUCCAUGGCGAAGGC
This is a messenger RNA of Acanthoscelides obtectus, 274 nucleotides long. The record is from the annotation of a GenBank genome assembly. NCBI's taxonomy places the organism in Eukaryota, Metazoa, Arthropoda, Insecta, Coleoptera, Chrysomelidae.